Molecule: messenger RNA, 504 nt
Organism: Strongylus vulgaris
Lineage: Eukaryota; Metazoa; Nematoda; Chromadorea; Rhabditida; Strongylidae
Source: the annotation of a GenBank genome assembly
AUGUCACUUAGUGAUAAAGCUCCUUUUGUUAUGCUCGAAACUAGCAUGGGGAAAAUAUGUCUCGAGCUCUAUUGGGACCAUGCACCAAAAACUUGUCGAAACUUUAGUGAAUUAGCUCGAAGAGGAUACUACAAUGGUACCAUCUUUCACAGAAUUAUAGCAGAUUUUAUGAUUCAAGGCGGGGACCCUACGGGAACUGGCAGAGGCGGAGCGUCGAUUUAUGGGGAUCGCUUUGCCGAUGAAAUAUCCGAAAAGCUUAAGCACACUGGAGCGGGUAUCUUAUCUAUGGCUAAUGCAGGACCGAAUACAAAUGGAUCACAAUUCUUCAUCACUUUAGCUCCCACCCAACACCUUGAUGGCAAACAUACAAUAUUUGGUAGAGUUGCAGCCGGAAUGAAGGUUGUUCAAAACAUGGGCAAGGUCGACACAGACAAUCAGGAUAGACCGAAAGCUGAAAUCCGGAUAGUAAAAGCUUAUCCUAGCGAUGACUCACGGCUCAAUUAA